AUGUCGAUGGCCGAACGCCGCGCCACUGGCACGUCGGUCGCCACCGUCACCACGUCUCUCGCCGCGGUGCCGGUGGAGCUCUGCGACGAGGACGUGGCAAUGCGCUGCUCUGCUCAAAGCGAUGCUGGCUCUGCUGCCGACCCUGAGUGGGAGGCAGUGCUGGCGCAGCUGCUAGCAGAGGAAGCAGAGGAAGAGAAGCUCUGCUGCCGCUUCGAGCGCCGUGGCGACGACUCCGACGACGGGUGGGACAACUACAGUGAGGAGGAGGAGGAUGCUGCUGUGCAGGGUGUGGCUGAGAAGGUGGACGAGUCGCUCGAGCGUCGGGACGAGCGGGCUUGCGCCACUGGUGGAGGAUUCAGUAUGCUGCAGGCGGCUCCCACCCUCGAUGGGCCCGGGCCUUCCGCCCUGCGCUGGGAGGCAGAAGACCUUGGCGACUACGACCUCCUCAACCCCUCGUCGGCAGCGCGCCGCAAGCAGGUCCUUCUGGAGGAGGGCUGGCCUCGCGGCGAGUUGCCUUCCAAGGUGGGGUUGCGUGAGCACAUGCAGGCUCGCGCUGCGCUGCGGUAUAAGGGCCUCCAGGGCUCGCACCUCAACCUCUCAUAG
Messenger RNA from Emiliania huxleyi CCMP1516, 603 nucleotides. RefSeq lists its product as hypothetical. The transcript has 4 exons. Bases 1 to 603 code for a protein of 200 amino acids. NCBI's taxonomy places the organism in Eukaryota, Haptophyta, Isochrysidales, Noelaerhabdaceae. The record is from RefSeq and is a predicted model, not a curated record.